UCUCUUUCUGAAAAACAUACUAACAUCAGAUGUUGAUCCCAUGGCCAUUGCAGAAUGAAAUGACAUGUUAAUGAAAUAUAUAGAGCUCCGGCUCUUAAUACUAUUUUCCAUCAGAUUGAACCAUUUUUUAUGCAAUGCAAAAUGAAGGAUGUUUUCUUCUAAAUAACACUUUUGUGCAUACAAAAGAAUUAGUUUUGACAUAUGUACAUCCUCACCGUCACCUGAUUUCACCCAAAGCCCAAACAUGUGAAGUGUUGACAUCGAGCAGGGAUUCAGGGCAUUCAUAAUCUUCUGUGGGCUCAGCAUAUAAGAGGGGCCCUAAGCUCCCACUGGCCCUCACAGCAAGCCCAGCAUAGAGUUCCUCAACACAGUGCUGUGCUCAGAUCACCUCUCCCAUCAGCCGAUAUCACUGUGACUACCAUACUUCAGAAAGGUGUCUCUAAAGCCUGCACAGAGGUAUCCUAACUUCUCAAAAUGAAUCUUGAGGUGCCCAAAGCUGAGAUAAAGUCUGCCACUCGCGUCACCGGCGGCCCCUCUACCCCACGGAAAGGACCCCCCAAGUUCAAACAGAGGCAGACCCGUCAGUUCAAGAGCAAGCCUCCGAAGAAGGGAAUCCAAGGAUUUGGUGAUGAUAUCCCUGGAAUGGAGGGCUUAGGAACCGAUAUUACCGUCAUUUGUCCCUGGGAGGCCUUCAAUCACCUGGAGCUCAAUGAGCUGGCCAAGUACGGUAUCAUCUGAGCCCCCACUGAGGAUUACAGGCUGCAUCGAUACACUUCGUACUGCCGCCUCAGUCUUCAUCUUCUAACUUCAAAUGGAACUAUUUAAAAAAAACUACAAUAACGAACUGUAACAAACACAAACAACUACAAAAAAGAACUGUCCUCACGAGCAUACAUUGCUCAAGUUUAGCAUCCAUUACAUUAAAUGUCACUUGUUAGACGCUUUUAUCCAAAGCAACUCACUGUGGGCAAUCCCCACAG
Messenger RNA from Notothenia coriiceps (black rockcod), 980 nucleotides. RefSeq names its product phosphodiesterase 6G, cGMP-specific, rod, gamma, paralog b (gene pde6gb). The record is from RefSeq and is a predicted model, not a curated record. Gene Ontology annotation, molecular function: 3',5'-cyclic-nucleotide phosphodiesterase activity; cGMP binding. The transcript has 4 exons. NCBI's taxonomy places the organism in Eukaryota, Metazoa, Chordata, Actinopteri, Perciformes, Nototheniidae. Gene Ontology annotation, cellular component: photoreceptor outer segment membrane. Gene Ontology annotation, biological process: visual perception; positive regulation of epidermal growth factor receptor signaling pathway; positive regulation of G protein-coupled receptor signaling pathway. The coding region runs from base 475 to 738 and encodes 87 amino acids.